AUGUCUCUAUCAGAACAAUGCACUUUUCGCGGCACUCCGUAUGUUACUGGUGCCGCCUCGGCCACGUUGUUGGCAACUGAUCUUGAGUUGAGUUUUUGGGGCGGUGUUGAUCCACGAACGGGGGAGGUUAUCGAUCGUUUUCACCCUCUGAGCGGGUGUUUUUUGAAAGACACUAUCUUGGCAAUCCCCGGAGGCAGAGGAUCAUGUGGCGGCAGUGUCAUCAUGAUGGAGCUGAUCCUCAAUGGCUUAGGGCCUAAGGGACUGAUUUUUGCGCGUCGCGAGGAAAUUAUCACGCUGGGGGUCAUAGUUGCUGAAGAACUGUUUGACAGGACAGCCGCUGUGGUUACACUGAGCCCAGAAGAUUUCCGUGAAGUUCUGGGCUGGAAUGGGAAGACUGUUCAUAUCCAGGGUGACCUGGUUUCGAAUACCCCCCUGGAGGCCAAUACUGCUAUUGGAGCUGCGAAGCCUUCUUUUGACCUUAAUUCUUACAAUAUUCAACUUACCGAAACCGAUCGGGCGAUGCUACGAGGAGCCAGCGGCGAGGCGGCCACGAUCUCAUUGAGAAUAAUUAUCAAAAUGGCGAGUAUGAUGGGGGCUCAAGAGCUGAUAGAUAUCUGCCAAGCCCAUGUAGAUGGUGCUUGGUACGGCCCUGGCUCAGUUACCUUUGCACAGAGACUUCGCGACUGGGGUGGCAAAUUCCAAGUCCCUACAACUAUCAACUCACUAAAUGUCGAUCAAAAGCGCUGGCGGGCACUUGGAAUCAACACAGAAUUUGGAUCAGCCUGCGAUGAGUUAGCUAAGGCCUUUGUCGAUAUGGGGGGCAAGAUUUCAUUUACAUGUGCACCCUAUUUACUUGAGACUGCACCGAAACUAGGUGAUCCAAUCGCUUGGGGAGAGUCGAAUGCUGUUAUCUAUGCAAACAGUGUAUUGGGUGCGAGGACUCUAAAGAAUCCUAACAUGUUUGAGGUUUUGAUAGCCUUGACUGGGCGCGCACCGAAGGCAGGACCCUAUUUGGAUGAAAAUCGCUUUGCGUCGAUAUGGCUAAGAGUAACACCACCUGAAGAUACUGACGAUUCAUUUUGGCCUAUCCUAGGUUAUGCUCUUGGGUCUAUCGCAAAUACUCGUAUUCCGGUCAUUUCUGGACUAGAACAUCUGAAGCCGAGUAAGGACAACUUCAAAGCAUUCUCAGCAGCUUUUGCUACAUCCUCCAGCGCUUCUAUGUUCCAUAUGGUCAGCCUUACACCAGAGGCUCCUACUCUCGAAGCAGUUUGCGCCAAGGGUAUAGUCCCUGAAGUACUUGAUGUUGGCUGGAAGGAGCUGGACGCUAUCUGGGAUGAGUUCAACCAUGGCUCUGAGCCUCGCGAAAUUGACCUUAUCUCGUUUGGCAACCCGCAUUUCUCCUACAAUGAGAUAAAGGAGUUGUCGAAACUGUGCCUAGGACGAAUUAAAAAAAAGGACGUAGCUGUGAUAGUCACCUGUGGCCGUUCUCAGUACGGCCUUGCCUCGCAAGCGGGCUACGUGGGGGAGCUUGAGGCUUUCGGAGUCCAGUUCCUGCAAGACACCUGCUGGUGUUCUAUUGAGGAACCUGUUAUUCCGAAGAAUACUCGGGCGAUCAUGACCAACUCCGGCAAAUAUAUUCACUAUGGUCCUGGGUUGACAGGCCGGCAGUUUGCUUUUGGUAGUUUGGAGAUGUGCGUUAAUGCUGCGUGUAUUGGGAAGACUACUGGAGAUCCCCCUUCAUGGCUACUGAAAGCCAGAUCUAGCUAG
Messenger RNA from Aspergillus caelatus, 1767 nucleotides. Its product is annotated as aconitase family protein. The record is from RefSeq and is a predicted model, not a curated record. NCBI's taxonomy places the organism in Eukaryota, Fungi, Ascomycota, Eurotiomycetes, Eurotiales, Aspergillaceae. The coding region runs from base 1 to 1767 and encodes 588 amino acids. The transcript has a single exon.